CCUCCCCUCCCUUCCCCUUCGGCGGGAGUGAGUGCUUUGGGGCUGGCCCUCCUCCCUGAGCCUCUCUCUCUCUCUCUUUCUCGCACUCAGUCCUCCACUCUUUCUCUUUCUCUCCUGGAGUCGAAAGUCUUGCGCGCCUUUCUUUCUCCCAAAGUCCUCUCGCGCCCUUUUGGAGCGGGUUCGAAGCGGGUCGACGCGCCAGGGCUCGGGGAGCAAUGCUGAGAAGAUGGCGGUAGCCGCGGCGUCCGGAGGGGGCAUAAAUUGGGGGGCGAACCGGAGCGGCGCGCUGGAAGUUUUGGUGCGCGACCGCUGGCACCGCGUCCUGGUGAGCCUGGCCGAGGACGCGCUGGUCCUGAGCGCCGAGGAAGGCGGGAGUGGCCUUUACAACGGGCUCGGGGCGCCGGGCAGCCCCGGACAUGGCCCCGGAGCGAGCUCGGGCUCGGUGGCUGUGCGGACGGCGUUCACGGACCUGCCCGAGCAAGUGCCCGAAGCCUUGGCCAACGCCAAGCGGCGCGUCAAGGUGCUCAAGCAGGAGGCGGGCGGGCUGGGCAUCAGCAUCAAGGGCGGCAAGGAGAACAAGAUGCCCAUCCUGGUCAGCAAGAUCUUCAAGGGACUGGCCGCCGACCAGACCCAGGCGCUCUACGUGGGCGACGCCAUCCUCGCCGUCAACGGUGCGGAUCUCCGCGACGCCACCCACGACGAGGCCGUGCAGGCGCUCAAGCGGGCCGGCAGGGAGGUCCUCCUCGAAGUGAAAUACAUGAGAGAAGCCACCCCUUAUGUGAAGAAAGGCUCUCCUGUUUCUGAAAUUGGAUGGGAAACACCACCACCGGAGUCACCACGCUUAGGAAAUGCAUCCACCGAUCCUCUGUCCCAGCUCUCUCUUUCUAUAAACAGAGACAAGAAGACAAUCCCACUCAAAAUGUGCUAUGUUACGCGGAACAUGGCUGUGUCAGAUCCUGAAAACCGGCUUGUUGAGGUUCAUUCUCCUGAUGCCAAACACACUCUGGUUUUACGGAGCAAGGAUUCAGCCACUGCCCAGGCCUGGUUUCAGGCAAUCCACUCUUGUGUCAGUGAGCUCAUUCCCAAGGUCGUCUCCGAAGUCAGAGAUCAGCUGGGGAAGAAUGGAAUCGCUGGAGGCCGAGAAAUUAGGCAUCUAGGGUGGCUGGCCGAAAAGGUGGUUGGGGAAAAUGAUAAGCAUUGGAAGGCAGUGCUUGUAGUACUGACUGAGAAGGACCUCUUGAUGUAUGAGAGCAUGCCACGGAUCAAGGAAGCCUGGUUUAGUCCUCUUCAUUCCUACCCCUUGCUGGCCACCAGGUUGGUGCAUUCAGGGCCAGGGAAGGGCUCUCCCCAGUCUGGGGUGGAUUUAUCCUUUGCUACUCGCACAGGCACACGGCAAGGAAUUGAAAGCCAUCUCUUUAAGACAGAGACUAACAGAGACCUCUCGCUGUGGACAAGGAGCAUCGUGCAAGGUUGCCACAAUGCAGCAGAGCUCUCUAUGGAAAUCACAACUGCUUGCACCUAUAAAAACCAGGAGUGCCGUUUGACCAUCCAUUAUGACCAUGGAUUUUCUCUCACAACUGAACCUCAAGACGGUGCCUUUCCCAAAACUAUUCUACAGUUUCCUUAUGAGAAGCUAAAAAUGUCCUCGGAUGAUGGGAUUCGAAUGCUUUAUCUAGACUUUGGAGGAAAGGAAGGUGAAAUUCAACUGGAUCUUCACUCUUGUCCAAAGCCAAUUGUGUUCAUCAUUCAUUCAUUCCUUUCAGCCAAGAUUACAAGACUUGGAUUGGUAGCAUAAAUGCCAUCUAUCUGUUGUUCAAGCAAGAGGGAAGAUGGAGCUGUCUCUUCAGCCUAGAAUGCAAGUGACAUUUGGGGAACACCUGGAGCAGCAAUGGAUUAACAACUAUUCCUCACUGGGCUGAGGCAAUGCCUAUGUUUAAUAAAACAGCUAUAAUAAAACAGGCAGAGAAGAAUAAGAGUUGUCAAGAAGACUGAAAGCAGGAACAUAAGCUUCAUCUAAGCCAUUGGAAGGAAGACACUGAUUGCUGUAAAUAAAGGCAAAAAUUGAAUAAUGAAGGAGUAAUAGCUUAAUACCAGAUGCUGGCAUUACAAAAUCACAACAGUGCCUAUAUAAGUAUUAUGAAGUAAUGGUUUUAAAGCUGGGUCUGAGAAGCACCAGAAUUUCAUAGAAAAUUCAGGGAUACCUAAGUGAGAAUAUUGGUAAUGGUGGACAAACUUCCCUAAAUGGAAAGCAUGCCCACUGUUUCAUAUCUUCAACUGCAGAGCAUCCCUAGGUCCCUAGAGAAUUAUAGGCUAGUUUCUCUGUUUAUUUGCGGCAGAAGAUAUUCCCGAAGAGCUCUGGCUGAUCAUUUGUGUCAACUGAUAGUAUGCACUAAAAAGCAACCCAGUUUCAAAAACACUAAAAAUAAGGGUUAAGUAGCAAGGUGAAUAGUUAUACACACAGGAUUUGAUAAAGCCACAGAGCCUCUGUACAAUGGAAGGUGUUGUCUUUCCAUUUUUAAAAAUUUCCAGCUGGUGAAUCCCCAUAAUGUUUUGGGAAUCUAUCAGAUUUGUAUGGUUUUCCAGCAUUCUGGAAACAACACCUUUGGCAAGGCUAGACUUAGGGUUGCUGUUAGUACAAGUCCAUCAGCCACAAAUCAAGCAUCCAGAGUGUGCCUGGUGAGUGAGCUCUUGAGGAAGGUGAGCAUCUCCAAAGGAUUACAUCUCCAAAGGAUUACAAUGGCCCAGAGCUUGUAGGCUGCAGCUUCUCUGGUUCCCCUCUAGCCAGGAUGUCCAAUGACUGGGUUGUUGCAAAAGCUGUUGUCUCCAGCCCUGUAAUGGCUACACAGAAAAUUUGCUAGUAUAAAAAUGAAGCAGUCUGGCUUUGAUAAAAAGUGGAAUUGUCUAGUUAUGUGUAAAUUUUUGGUUUAAAUAUUGCUGAGAUACACAAGCCAGUUUGAAACAUUUAGUAGCAAACAUUAAAAAAAAGUUAUUUGGGAAGAAAUUUAAUUGAACAUUGGCUGUUGGUGGCCAAACUGUAUUAAGAGCUACACAGGAUUUUUUUAAAAUAGUGCAAUUGCAGUUCUUUUAUGAAUAAUGGCAUUCAUGGAUUUUUGAACCUUCCAAACCUCCACCCUAGGAUCUGAAGCAGAGAUUGCAACUUACUCUAGACCAGGCUGAACAAAAUGUGUCCCAGUCUAUACACCAACAUAGUCUGUUCCUUUGUGUGUGAGUCGGUGCAUGGGAGGGGUAAAUGAUUCAUUCAGAAGCAGCAACUUUAUACUAGAGAAAGAAAUGUGGCUUUUAAGAGCUGAGUGGGGUAGAUUCUGUUUUGCCAAAGUUUUUUUCUACCUGAUCCCACUUUAGUUCAGGAAUUUAGUUGGACUGUAAGGAUGUUUUAAUUUUCUGCUCCCUUUCUGUUCUGGAUUUGGGCCUCUUGGAAUAACAGAAAUAGCCAAAUAAUAAUCCACCUACUUAAUGGAUCACUAUCAGGCAAUAUAAAUUGCAGGAGCAGAGCACUUUGUUUAGAAAAGAACGUAAGCAAGACUCAGAGCUGCUCCUUUCUUGUUUCCUAGUUAGGAUCCUUAUUCAUUUCCCUCUACUUUCUUGAACAGUUUUUAAAAAGACACCAUUAAUAGCUAAGUAUUCAAAGUAAUGGGUUUUGGGGCAUUCCCUGUUUUAUAUAAUUGAAAGAGCUUCUAAAGAUAAUUUGGAGUGGACAAUGUCGCUAGGUGCUAAAGUCAGCAGACAGCUGGGGACAGUAUGAAAUGUUCAGUCAAAAGCGAUGGUUCAACCAAAAAAGGAACAAACAGAAGCACAAUGAAGAAAGGAGAUGAUGCUGGUCAGAGAGAAAUCAGUAUUGUCCUUCAGAUACCAGUAGCCACCUCAUAAGAAUUGGGCUAAGCCUUAUUUUGCAGGCUUUAAUAAAUAAAUAUGUUCAAAUUAAUAUAUCUCCCUGACCAGCUUUCUCUUGGGGCAUCAAACCAGGAAGAGAAAUUAAGCAGCUCCUCCAAGGCCAUUUUCAUUAUCAGCUGGGCUUCAGAAGAAUCAUAAUCAGGAGGAGGUCUGUGAACCUCUGCCUUUAAUCAUGAAUUUCAUAUUAAUUUUUAAUAUGUAUGUACAUAUUUGCACAAUUUGUGUUCUCUUAAACUUCUAUACAUUUAUGGUCAGCCACUAAAGUUCAGUCCAGGAAUAGUUUGAAAACCCAAAAACCAAGGUUCAUAUAACUUAAGAAUUAUAAUACAGGGAAAGAGCAUCUUAAUUAUCCUUCCCCCUGAAAUCCACACACACGUUUGGGCAGCUGAGCUGUGUAACACCAACAGCAUCAAGGUAUCUGUCUUUCUCUCUGAUCAAGUGUCAUUUAAAACAUUCUUUUCCUAUUGAACACAAGCAAAGUGAUGAUUUUUAAAUGCAUCAACACUAAAACCCCUACUUUAUAUACAAAGACAAAAAAUACAACAGGGAGUUUUGGAGCUAAUGUUACAGUUAUCUUUGUUAAAGCUUUCUGGGACAUUGCUAAAUUUUCAACACUGAAGUCCUUUGAUUGUCAGACAAAAGGGAAAUCAGUUGUGCAUCAUUUUAAAAACAGUUCCCUGGAAGUGGGGUGAGGUAAAGAAAUAAAAAUAGACAUGAGCUAAACUGGGAAAAUAUUUUACCUACAGAAUACACAAAGCCAAAUCCUCUUUGAAUAUUCACUACACCAUUUAAGUAGAUACUUUCAGGGUACAGCAAAAAUGGAAGUUCGCUGGUGGUUUUAUAGCUCUGCUUUCUUAAUUAUGGUGAAAAGAUUCAAGAUUUGCCUGGAACAGUGUAGCAGUGGUUCUCAACCUGUGGGUCCCCAGGUGUUUUGGCCUACAACUCCCAGAAAUCCCAGCCAGUUUACCAGCUGUUAGGAUUUCUGGGAGUUGAAGGCCAAAACAUCUGGAGACCCACAGGUUGAGAACCACUGGUAUAGCAGGUACGCCCCUAUCAUCCCAGUUUGAACUAGUUAGCAUUUCCCCCUCUAUCAGGGUCUAAAGCAGUGGUUCUCAACCUGGGGUAAAUAUAUAUUUCUAUAUUGUACUAUACUGCAAUAUAUAUUACAUGUAAUAUAUAAUAUAUAAGUAUAUUAUUAUAUUGUAUUACAUUAUAAUAUUAUCAAUAUUAUCAGGUGUUUUGGCCUAUAACUCCCAGAAAUCCCAGCCAGGUUACCAGCUGUUAGAAUUUUGGGGAGUUGAAGGCCAAAAACAUCUGGGGACUCUAGGUUGAGAACCACUGGUCUAAAGCAUUAACAUUAACAUGGGCAAUGGUAUUGGCAUGGCUGGUUAAUUCACACAUGGGAAACUUGUUUCAGAAAAAGUAUUUGAGGAGUUAACUGCAGUAAGCACAACAUUACAUGUGUACCAGCCCAGUUAGAUAGAAUUAAGGGUGGGGUAGUUACUCUUGUAGUCAUUUUAAAAGUAAUGAUACAGUACAACCCUUAUAUCCAUGGUUUCAUUUAUCCACAUCCACUCAAAUUUUCAAGAUCAUUCAGCAUGAUUUUACGGUAUUUUUGGGCCUGAGGUCCUUCAAUUCAAAGAAGGUUCACUGUUCUCCAUGGUUUCAUGUAUCAGCAUGAAGUCUGGAAAUGUAUUCCCUGUGGAUAUAGGGGUCAAACUGUAACUUACUUUUUAAAUGUUUUUGUUCUGAUUUAGAGUUCUGACUAUGCCUUGUCUAAGAAAACCCUAUGAGAUGUAUGGGGUCGCUAUAAGUCAACAGUGAGUUGAAGGCUCAUAUGCACCAUUUUUCACAUUAAUGGUAUUACAAAAGAACCAUGCAGCCUGAAGAUUUCUGUACUAUAUUGAAGUGAAUAGGAAUAUCUUUACAGGUAGGGACUCUCAGUAAGAGCACAGGAUCUCUGUCAGUGAUGGUUCAAUGUGUCAAUGUAGGAUGUGAUUUUACUUUCAUUUCCUUUUGUAAAAAAUUAAGAAACCAACACAGAGAUAUAGAAGAAUACCAAUCUAUAACAACUGCCAAACAGUUACUAAUGGAAGUUAUGUGUGAAUCUGAAUGACAGAAAGUCAGUGGAUAACAAAGAGAAUAAUGUGUAUUUUAGAAUAAAUCAGUGCAUAUGUAAAUUAUACUGCACUAUUUCUUUACAUACUUUAAAAUCACUGGAAUAGAUGUAUCUGCAUUGUAAAUAGUCAGAGUUCAUCUAUUAGUUAUCAAUGAUCAAAUGAUGCCGUAUGUCAUGUAAUUUAUGGUGCUCAAAUUACAAUAUGAAGAAUAAGUAAAUAACUAGUUUGCAAAGAAUAAUAAUUUUAUAUUUAUAGACAGAUGAAAUACAGAUUUUGGACCUACUCAUAUUGGGUUGGGACUAAUGGAAUGAAUUAUAUGAAGCUAGUCAAGAUUUAUAAAAAUAGUUUAAGAUAUUUAUAUUUUAGAGGGGAAAAGACUAUAUUUAAUAAAAAAAUCAUUUAUUGGAA
This is a messenger RNA of Anolis carolinensis (green anole), 6440 nucleotides long. It is a transcript of the gene sntb1, whose product is annotated as syntrophin beta 1. Gene Ontology annotation, molecular function: structural molecule activity; protein binding. The record is from RefSeq and is a predicted model, not a curated record. Gene Ontology annotation, cellular component: dystrophin-associated glycoprotein complex; synapse; intracellular anatomical structure. Lineage: Eukaryota; Metazoa; Chordata; Lepidosauria; Squamata; Anolidae. The coding region runs from base 227 to 1795 and encodes 522 amino acids. The transcript is spliced from 7 exons.